This is a messenger RNA of Perca fluviatilis (European perch), 8092 nucleotides long. RefSeq names its product nuclear receptor corepressor 2 (gene ncor2). Gene Ontology annotation, molecular function: transcription corepressor activity. The transcript has 46 exons. The coding region runs from base 350 to 7645 and encodes 2431 amino acids. NCBI's taxonomy places the organism in Eukaryota, Metazoa, Chordata, Actinopteri, Perciformes, Percidae. Gene Ontology annotation, biological process: negative regulation of transcription by RNA polymerase II. The record is from RefSeq and is a predicted model, not a curated record.
UGUGGUCUCAGCAGCAGCGGCUUAGAGACUAUAGUGUUGUUAGUCCACUGUUGUGCAGGAACAGACAAGGCAUAGCUGAAAACCGCCAGCGGAACAAAUGAAAACGAAAACUACUCUUUGAUGUGGAUUAAUUCAGGGGCGAGACACUCAAUCGAAGCGAGAAGCUCUUUAAGCGAAUUUGGACCGACUGACGAGGAUUGGGACGUUUGCUACUGUACGAUAGCACCGCCGAAUGGUUUCUCUUGCCCCGCCGCUAAGGUUGCUGGCUAACAGAAACGGCCAAUAAUGCACAGCAUCUGCUCUGCAGCCACACCCACUUCCUGCCUGUAGAGGAAGCGGCUGUGCCAGCAUGUCCUCUCAUCCCCAGUCUGUGCCGCCAGGCCGGAGGACUGUGGACACACGGCACCUGCCAAACCCUGCCAGUCUACCCCUGCAGCUGCAACGGGCACACACGGAAGUGGGACUGGUUGACUACCACUCUCAUCAUGCCAGGGACUACAGCUCCCACCUGAACCAGCCCCAUCGCCGCCGGCCCUCCUUACUUUCGGAGUUUCAGCCUGGGAAUGAGAGAGGACAAGAGCAGCAUAUUCGCUAUGAGCACAUGUACCUGCCAGAGGCCAGCAGCCAAUCAGAGGUGGAGUAUGCAGAGAUCAAACGGCCUCGUUUAGAGAUGGGACCAGAGUCUAUGAUGAGGCCUUCAUCCCACCGGCCACAAUUGCCUAUGGGAGGGUCUGAGGAUAUGGGAAAGGAGCGUGGAAGUGGAAUGGGGAAGCUGGAGCCAAUCUCCCCCGUGAGCCCGGUCCACAUGGACCCUGACUUGGAUCUGGUGCCGGCUCGCUUCUCCAAGGAGGAGCUGAUCCAGAACAUGGACCGCGUGGACAGGGAGAUCACCAUGGUGGAGCAGCAGAUCUGCAAGCUUCGCAAGAAACAGCAACAGCUAGAGGAGGAGGCUGCAAAGCCACACGAGCCAGAGCGGCCCAUCUCACCGCCACCCAGCGAGGCCAAGCACCGCAGCCUGGUGCAGAUCAUCUACGAUGAGAACAGGAAAAAGGCAGAAGAAGCUCACCGGAUACUGGAGGGACUGGGACCCAGGGUAGAGCUGCCUCUGUACAAUCAGCCUUCUGAUACCAAGCAGUACCAUGAGAACAUCAAAAUAAACCAGGCGAUGAGGAAGAAGCUCAUCUUAUACUUCAAGAGGAGAAAUCAUGCUCGUAAGCAGUGGGAACAGAAAUUUUGCCAGCGCUAUGACCAGCUGAUGGAAGCCUGGGAGAAGAAGGUGGAGCGCAUCGAAAGCAACCCACGGCGCCGAGCCAAGGAGAGCAAGGUGCGGGAGUACUACGAGAAACAGUUCCCAGAGAUCCGCAAGCAAAGAGAGCUGCAGGAGCGCAUGCAGAGCCGUGUUGGGCAGAGAGGAGGUGGGCUGACCUCUUCUGCAGCUCGCAGUGAACAUGAGGUCUCCGAGAUCAUUGAUGGAAUAUCAGAGCACGAGAACACGGAGAAGCAAAUGCGGCAGCUGGCGGUCAUCCCUCCUAUGCUGUUUGAUGCUGAGCAGCAACGCAUCAAGUUCAUCAACAUGAAUGGAUUGAUGGAUGACCCCAUGAAGGUGUACAAGGACCGGCAGGUUAUGAACAUGUGGAGCGAGCAGGAGAAGGACACUUUCAGAGAGAAGUUCAUCCAGCACCCCAAAAACUUUGGUCUGAUUGCGUCUUUUCUGGAGAGAAAGACGGUGGCGGAGUGUGUGCUCUUUUACUACCUGACCAAAAAGAAUGAAAACUAUAAGAACAUAGUGCGGAGAAACUACAGACGCAGAGGAAGAAGCCAGCACGGCCAGCAGCAGCAGCAGCAGCAGCAGCAGCAACAGCAGCAGCAACAACAAGUGCACCGGGGCAGCCAGGAAGAGAAGGAGAAGGAGGAGAAAGAGAAGGAGGCAGAGAGGGAUGAAGAAAAAAAUGAAGCUGAAGACAAGGAAGAUGGAAUGAAGGACGACACCUCUGGAGAAGAUGCAGAGGACAAAGAGCCCACUGUGGCUUUCAAGGGUCGACGCACAGCCAACAGCCAGGGGCGCCGCAAGGGCCGCAUCACCCGCUCGAUGACCAGUGAAGUGGAGGAGACCACCACACUGCCACUCAACAAUGAGCUUGCUAAUCUGGAAAUGAAUGAGAGCUCUCGCUGGACUGAAGAAGAGAUGGAAACUGCCAAAAAAGGCCUUCUCCAGUAUGGUAGGAAUUGGUCCGCCAUCGCCAAGAUGGUGGGAUCAAAAACAGUGUCACAGUGCAAGAACUUCUACUUCAACUACAAGAAGAGGCAGAAACUGGAUGAGAUUCUGCAGCAGCAUAAAAUGAAAUCGGAGAAGGAGCGAAAGGCCCGCCGUAGGGGCAAAGCCCUGCAGAAUGAGGAGACCAGUGCCCCGUAUACAGCAGAGGAGGAGGAGAUGGAAGGUUCAGGAGCCAGUGGCAAUGAAGAGGAGGCCCCUGAAGAUGGAGAAGGUGGAGCCAACAACAGCUCUGACACAGAGAGCUUGCCCUCGCCACACUCAUCAGAGGACAGCAAGGCUAAGGAGGAAGGCUCGGGCAGGUCCAAGGCCAGCUCCACCACCGGGGACAAGGAGGCGUCCGGUUCAGACAUUGGCCAGGCAGGGGAUGAGAAGCCUCCAGUCAAGGAAGAUGGAGAAUCGGCCAUCAAGCAGGAGAUAAAGACUGAGACAGGGGAGCCCAACAAAGAACAGCUGCAGCCAACACCACCCAGCGAUGCCAUGGAUAAAAAACCUUCUACAGCAGAGAUGGAGGAAGUCAAAAGCUCCACCAAGAGCUCCAAGAAGCACCAUGGGCCCAAUGCAGGUUCCCGUGGGGACAGUGACUCUAGUGCCACUUGCAGUGCUGAUGAAGUGGAGGAGACAGACACAGACAAAAACAGAAUGACUUCUCCACGGCCAAGUCUACUGAACUACGCUCAUGACGGAGUCAUAUCCUCCGCACUGCAGAAGCCCAUGGACCUGAAACAGCUCAAACAGAGGGCUGCUGCUAUACCACCUAUUAUGCCAGAAGCCUCAAUGCAGGGCAGUCAGCGGAGUGGAGGUGGCAAGGCAGUGCUGCCCCCCCACGCCCUGGCAUUGUACCAGCAACAGAUCACCAUGGCUCAUGGGGAGUCCUCUCAGGAGGUCAAAAUGCAGCAGCAUCAACAGCAGCAGCUUUCAGGCCAGCCAGGCAAACAGCAGCCUUAUACCUCGCAGGCAGACCGAGACAGGGAGGCUCUUCACAGCAGCAGUCCUCGUAAUCGCCCGCACAGCCCCUCCACCAGCGACAAGGAUGAAAGGUCCCGGGCUUUCUCGCCGCAAGGUGAAGCCAAGAAGCAGGCACUGGGCCCUGAUGACCUGAGGACCUCCAACUUGGGUCGACCAGUGCUGUCCCGCUACCCCAUGUCCCCGCGAGACAUGGCCAAGAUCAGUCACGACCAGCAUCUGCUCCACUUCAACUCGUUCCAGCAAACAGGCCACCCCUCACUCCCUAAUCUGCCACAGGACAGUGGGAGGCUAGCAGCAGUGAGGCCCCUCACCAUGCCAGAGCCUCCGCCACUCAUUUCCUCCACCAAGCCAGGAGGCUCCAUCACACAGGGCACCCCAGUGCAGUUGCACAGCCCAGCUCAUGGGUUGGACCAUGGGAAGAUGACCCCCACACAGAUGGGGUUGUCCUGGAUGGAUCAGAGGAAAGUGGCAGGUCCUUUCCCCGUGAUAAAGCAGGAACAGUUGUCACCUCGCAGCUUGUCCUCUCAAGCUGACAACAUGUCAACCCAGGGCUCGCCUCACGAUAGUGCUGCUGGACGUGGUUCUAUUCCGGCUGUUCAGGGGGGAAGUAUCACUAAAGGCAUCCCAGGGACCAGAAUGCAUCCAGAUUCCUCAGUCUCCUACCGAGGGGGCUCCAUUACUCAGGGGACACCGGCUGAUGUGCUUUAUAAGGGAACCAUAACCCGCCUGAUCACAGAGGACAGCGCCAGCCGUGCUGAGAGGGAACGGGAUGAGGCCCUGUCUAAAGGCCAUGUGGUCUAUGAGGGCAUAAGUGGGCACAUUCUCACAUAUGACCGCCCGCCUUCUCAGCCCCCUAAAGAUGAGGGCCGAGGCCCCGGGCAGUCUGGGGAAAUUCUAGGCCUGAAGCGUCCUUAUGACAUUAUGGAGGGAGGCAUCUCUAGAGGACUGCCUAUGAGGGAUUCACUGUCUGCUGCCAACUGUGAAGGUCUGAUUGGUCGAGCCAUGCCUCAUGAUAGGGACAGUCCGCACCACACACCUUACAAGGAUGCUCAUCAUAUCCGUGGUUCCAUCUCACAAGGUAUACCUCGUCAUCUGGACCCUCAGGAUGGCUACCUGAGGAGAGAGGCUAAGCAGAUGAAGAGAGAGGGCUCCCCACCCCGUGGGCCUGGUUCACUUUCCGACCCAAUGAAGGGCAGAGAGGCCAUGGUGCCUACAGUGAAGGAGGCUGGGCGCUCCAUCCACCUCAUUCCCAGAGAGGAGCUGAGACAGCCUACCAAGGAGGGCAUCAUAGCACAGGGAACACCCAUGAAGCAGGAGGCAGCUGCUUCAGGGAAACGUCAUGAUGUCCGCUCCAUCAUAGCCAGUUCACCACGUUCCUACCACAAUGCACCCUCCCACCUGGAGAUGCGUGCUGAGAGGGGCCGCUACGAAGAGGCACCAAAAGGGCGGCCCAGCGCAGUGGUCAGUACGGCUAGUACGAUUGCCCGCUCUUCUCCGCUUACACUGGGGUCAGACCAGGGAAGCAAGACCCAUCAUAGUCCAGUGGGCUACGAGGACAAGGGUGCCUUAAGGGCCCCUUACCCUGGGCCUUCGCACCGCGGCUCCCCUCUGUCCAGGGAGGCAAGCCAAAGGCAGCAUGACGGUUCCAGUAAGAAUCCGCCUCAGGAGCGCAAAGCCACACCAACCCCCAGGGAAAUGAGUGCCACCAAAUCACCACUCCAAGGUGUUCCAGAUCAACAGACCUAUGAGCGUCUGCUGCAGGGUCUUGGGGCUGCAGAUGUUUACCGUCAAAUCCCCAUAGCCUUUGAUCCUGCGUCGCUGCCCCGUGGCAUCCCCAUUGACCCAGCGGCCUACUACUUGCCUCGUCACCUAGCGCCCAACCCGGCCUACCCUCAUCCCUACCCCUACCUCAUCCGAAGCUUUCCUGACACUGCAGCCCUGGAGAACCGCCAGACGCUGCUCAAUGACUACAUCACCUCCCAGCAGAUGCAUCAGUGGCCUGCAGCUGCUGCCAUGGCCGCCCAGCGCUCAGACCUGCUGAGGGGCCUUGCUCCACGAGACCAGCCCCUUCCUCUGCCCUACUCUGCAGCCCCACGCGGGAUCAUCGAUCUUUCUCAGGUGCCACACUUACCUGUCCUGGUCCCUCCCUCUGCAGGGACAGCCGGCUCCCCAAUGGAUCGCAUCACCUACAUUCCCGGGGGGACCACCACCUUCCCUGGCAGGCCUUACACCACCUCCCCCAUCUCACCUGUUGGAUCUUCGCACAUAAACAAGAUGCAAGGCGCAUCUUCAGAGCGUGAGCGUGAAAGAGACCGAGAACGUGACAGAGAGAGGGAGAGGGAUCGGGAGAGAGACAGAGAACGAGAGAGAGAGAGGGAGCGUGAACGCGACCGAGAGAGAGAGAGAGAGAGAGACCGUGAAAGGGAAAGGGACCGGGACAGAGAGAGAGACAGAGACCGAGAGCGUGACCGAGAGAAGGGCGCGUCUCUUGGAAAUGUGGAGCACGCCCCAAUCUGGCGACCAGGUACAGAGCACAGCUUGGCAAGCAGCAGCAGCAGUGUGAGACCUUCCUCCCAAACAUAUAGCCACCAGCACUCCCCAGUGUCUCCUCGCACCCAGGAGAAUGUGCAGCAGAGGCCAAGUGUUCUGCACAACACUGGGGGCAAGAGUCUUUCUGUCAGCGAUCACUCCAGCCCAUCUGUGUUUCGGUCCAUGUCCUCUGGGCCAGCUCGCUACCAAGGUUACCCUGGCCACCUCCAAAGGACAGGUGUGCCCCCUGAGGCCUACCCACCUGCCAUGGACUCAAGUGGAGCCAAAGAGCAGAGUCGCGAUGGAGGCAAAGCCAGAGGUGGUUUACCUAAGCAUGUGCAGGACCAGCACGGGCCCUCCAGUAAAUCUGACCCCAAGCUGUCCUGCCCCAGCCCAGGAGGAAUGUACCCAGGUUCCUAUCCCUCGGCUUCAGGCCGGUCCCAGCACCUGCUGCCUCCCCAAUCGGAUAACCCUCCUGGCCGUGGAGAAAGCGGUACACCUAGUAGGGAAAAGACUCAAAACAAACCGAUGUCCAUUCAGGAACAAGAGCUCCGAGCACUCGGUAAGACCACAAUGACUGCGGCCAACUUCAUAAACGCGAUUAUUAUGCGUCAAAUUUCUUGUGAAACGGGGAUGGCAGAGACGGGCUCGCUUGUUGCCAGCUGCGCCACUGAUGCUCAGCAGAAGAUGGAGCCACACGGUCUGUACCGUCCUCCGUCUGAGGAGAGACUGUCUCCAGGCCAACAGCCCCCGUCCCCCUGUGUUAAAGGCAGCCAGAGGGUGGUCACCCUGGCACAGCACAUCAGUGAGGUGAUAACUAAAGACUACACCAGGCAGAGCCAGCAGCAGCAAAGCUACCACGGCUCACCUGUCCUGGAUUUGACCCGUCCACCCAGUGCCUCCAAGCCCCCACCCACCUCACAGGACUCUGCCCAAGGGUCCCGAUAUCCAGAGGGCCUUGGUGGAGAACGCAACAGAGACCGGUCUCCUCCUCAGCCCAAGACAUCACCUGUUAGUGUUUCAAAUGAUGGCAUUGAACCAGUGUCUCCUGCUGGAGCCAGCUCUGAGCCUGAGGUCCAGGGAGGGGCCUCCUACUCCAACGAACAGGGAGAGCAAGGAAUGGGCUCCCGUUCCCCUCCCAAUACCUCCCAGCCUCCAGCUUUCUUCAGCAAGUUGACUGAGAGCACCUCAGCUAUUGUGAAGUCAAAGAAACAGGAGAUGAUCAAGAAGAUGACUGUGGUGGGAAAUGAGGUUGAUUUCAAUGCUGGUCAGCCAGGAACCGAGAUCUUCAAUAUGCCGGCAUCUACGAAUGCAGUACCUAUGAAUGUCCGCUGCCACCCAGCUCCAGAGACACCUGGUAACUCAAUAGGCCUGGAGGCCAUUAUAAGAAAGGCCUUAAUGGGCAAAUACGAUGAUCAGUCGGAGGAACGCUCUCCAUCCAACGCUGCUAACCAGAUGCCUGUAGCCGACGGACGUGUUGAAGACUUUUUCUCACAAGGUGGGGGAAAGUCCUCAAAGGGCAGCGGGCGCUCUAAUGGGCGCAAGGCCAAAUCUCCAGGACCAGGCCUGUCAGGGGGGGAGAGGCCAUCCUCUGUGUCCUCGGUCCACUCUGAGGGAGACUGCAACAGACGAACUCCUCUUACCAACCGUGUCUGGGAGGAUCGGCCUUCAUCCACAGGUUCAACUCCGACUCCCUUCCCGUGUAACCCCUUGAUAAUGCGUUUCCCUAGCGGGACGGUGUCCGCUCCCUCACCCUCCUCUGGCCAGCCGGGGGGCCAGGGCACUGGGCCGGCGCCUGGACAGGGCCGGUCGUGGGAGGAAGAGCCCAAGCCUCUGCUCAUGUCUCAGUACGAGACCCUGUCUGACAGCGAGUGACCCGGAAAUCGAUCGUACCACCACACCCGCUAACCAACUCUGUGCUGCUGCAGCCACACACACACACACACACACACACACACCCACACACACACACACACACACCUGCUAACCUACCCCCACACCAUUCCACUCUGCAUUUCCUCCAUCUGUCGUCAAAGCAAGGAUCGUGUUCUUCUCCUUUCACACACCUGAGAUGCCAAGCAGCAACGAGCUGAGACACUGCUGCUCCGUGUGUUAGUGUGUGUGUGUGUUUGUGUGUUUGCACUUAACGUGGUAUGCAUUCACUCCAGGACUACUCUAAAGGACAAAUCACUUUUUCUUUUUUUUUAGUUUACUACUUUUCCCUCACUGGCCUUAUCAAUAUAGACACAUUGACCUGCACCUUUUGGGUGCACCGCUCUGAUGUGCUGACACUUGUGUGGAAGGGACUCGGGGUGGUGGUGG